Molecule: messenger RNA, 1011 nt
Organism: Paramecium octaurelia
Lineage: Eukaryota; Ciliophora; Oligohymenophorea; Peniculida; Parameciidae
Source: the annotation of a GenBank genome assembly
AUGGCAAUAAGAAAUUCUCAUUAUUUUAAAUUGUAAAGCAAUAAUCUUAAUUAUCCAAAUCAAUUUACACUUUAAUUGGAUAAUAAAAAUACUCGACUAAGGCAAAUACAACAGGAUGUAUGGGACUCAGAAUAUCGUGAGAACUUGUAGAAUCAAUAACAAUAAAUAAAAUUGAGAUCCAUCUCUACGAAUGAAGGAGAGCAGAUUACAAAAGUUAAGUCACCCCAGCUUCCAUAAGUUCUAUUAAAUUAUUAUCACAAUUUGUAAUUGAAGUAGGAAUGCGAGAAUGAACAAAUUCAAAGUUCUAGUUCUAAGCGGAAUACAGAAGGCAGUGAUCAAAUGACAUAGAAACAUGAUUAAAAUUGUCAAUUCUAUUAGAGGAAUUAACCGAAAAGCCUGUCAGAUUAGAUAGAUAUAGUAUUAAGAUAGCAAAGAUAACAAUAUAAAUAAAUCGAGAAAUAAAACUAAUAUUAUUAGGAUAUUCUAAAGAAACAGCAAUUAGAGUUGAGUUGUGAUGAAUUUAGAAUGCCUGAUAUACCUUCAAUCCAUACUUAAUAACAGAUUGAAAGAUAAAGACCGGCUUCAAAUUAUUUAUCAACAAAAAAUACUUCACUUAAUUGCACUAAAUCCUACUUUAUGUAAACUUAUAACCCCAUAUGUUACUAUUGCAAAUCAGAAAUCUAGGAUCAACCAAUCAAGUUUAUAUGUUGUCAUUCAUAUCAUCAAGAAUGCCUUUCAGAAAUGGUACUCUAUCAGAUUGAACAGAAGCAGAAGAAAAAGCCUCCUUAAUGUUUAUGUGGACAAGAUAUAAAACAAUAAGUACUGCUAAAAUUGCCGUAAGGGUAAUAAUUCAUAAGAUCUUUGAUGCAGAAGUAAAUAAAAUCAAUUUUCGAAAAGUAUCAAGAGAAUUUAAAUAAAUGUCCAAAUUGCGAAUUCAGAUUUAUUUAAGAUUAUCGAUUGGGCAAGCAGUGUUUCUGUCCAAAUUGUGAAAGAACCUUUAAAAUUUAGUGA